Messenger RNA from Exophiala xenobiotica, 2420 nucleotides. RefSeq lists its product as uncharacterized. Gene Ontology annotation, biological process: rRNA processing. Lineage: Eukaryota; Fungi; Ascomycota; Eurotiomycetes; Chaetothyriales; Herpotrichiellaceae. The transcript has a single exon. Gene Ontology annotation, cellular component: nucleus. The coding region runs from base 36 to 2294 and encodes 752 amino acids. Gene Ontology annotation, molecular function: RNA binding. The record is from RefSeq and is a predicted model, not a curated record.
CCAAGCCAGUGUUCACUUUCCAGACAUCAAUCACAAUGGCAGGCCCGGCCAUGAAGAAGCAAAAGACAGGCCCGAGGCCGCAAAAUGCCUCAUCAGAGCCACGCAUCACCGAUCCUAGGUUUGCAAAUAUCCAGUCUGAUCCACGAUACCGUCUCUCCGGGAAGAAGGACAAAGUCAAGCUUGACAAACGAUUCAGCCGAGCCUUGGAGGAUGAAGAUUUCACACGAAGAGCCAAGGUCGACCGUUAUGGUCGCCCACUGGCCUCAGACGCCGAGAGAAAUAGACUGAAGAGAAAAUAUGAAUUUGACCAAGACGAAGAGGAGGAAGACGACGAACCAGACGACGACAACCAAGUCCAAAAAGAGCUGCGCAAAUUCGACGGACCUGAAUCCAACCCCUUUGACCCUCUGCGCGAAACACGAGACACUCAAUCAUCCUCCGCUGACGAGACCUCGAGCGACGAAGAAUCUGAAGACGAUGCAGAUCUCGACGAAGAAGUCGGCAUUGGUCCGGCUGAACAAGCAGACAUCCCCACGGGCGAAGUGACCUCACGCCUCGCCAUAGUCAAUCUAGACUGGGACAACAUCCGAGCCGCCGACCUGAUGGCCGUGUUCAACAGCUUUCUGCCUCCUGAAGGUAGCCUGCUUAAAGUAUCCAUCUACCCCAGCGAAUUCGGCCGAGAACGACUCGAUCGCGAAGAAAUAGAAGGCCCGCCCAAAGAAAUAUUCACCAACGACGCUCGGUUUCGGUCCUCGUCCCCUUCUGCGGCCUCCGACGUCGAUGACGAUGAGCAGAUCAAGAAGUCCAUUCUCCAAGCCGACGACGGCGCCGACUUCGACUCCGCCGCCCUGCGCAAGUAUCAACUCGAGCGCCUGCGCUACUACUACUGCAUCUUAACAUUUUCCUCGGCCUCCGUCGCGAAGCACAUAUACGAAGCGGUCGAUGGAACCGAGUACCUCCACACGGCGAAUUUCUUUGACCUGCGCUUCGUCCCUGAUGAGACAGACUUUACAGGUGACACGCCUAAGGAAGAAUGCACCCAGAUCCCCGAUGACUACAAGCCAAACGACUUCGUCACCGACGCGCUGCAACAUAGUAGGGUCAAACUUACGUGGGAUGCGGAAGAUACUGGGCGAAAAGAGACGAUUGCGCGGGUGUUCAAGGGCGGGAGGAAGGAGAUUGAAGAGAAUGAUCUGAAAGCAUAUCUCGGAUCCGACACAUCUGCCGAUGAGGAUGAGGACGAAAAAGCAGAGGAAGAGCACGCGGGGGUGUCGAAGAAGGAAGCCGAGCGACAGCGCAUGCGAGCGCUACUUGGCCUGGCGCCAGAGCCGCAGAAGAAAUCUCAGAAAGACAAGGACAAGGCACCCGUGGGAGAUAUGCAAGUCACGUUCACAUCCGGCCUGAUGAACUCCGAAAAGCAGGGCGGGAAGAAGAGGCCUGUCUUUGAGAACUCGCCGGAACCAGAAGAGACGACGGUAGAGAAGUAUAUUCGGAAAGAGCGCGAGAGGAAGCAGAAGCGCAAGGAGAAGAUGAAGGCCGGGAGGGAGGGGCAAGGCGACGAUAUCGAUGGCGCUGCUGCUGCUGCGGAAGUAAAAGACGCAGGCGCCGACCAGGGUUCACGAGAUCGCGACGAAGAUCUAGGAUUCGAAGAUCCAUUCUUCGCCGAUGCCGACGCCGACGCUGCCGAAGAGCCAUCAGCCCAGUCCGAAAGGGCAGCGAGCAACAAACUGCGCAAAGAGGAACGACUCAAGAAGAAAGCGGAGCGGCAGGCAGAAGAAGAGGCCGAGCGCAAACAGCGCGCCGAGCUGGAGUUGCUGAUGGCUGAUGACGACCUUGUCGGCGAAGGCGACGCUGGGAAGGGUAGUAGCAGCAUCAGACACUUUGACAUGAAGGAGAUCGAAAGGGCAGAGAAACAAGCACGCAAGAAGGGCAAGAAGAACAAGAAGGAUAAGAACAAGACAGCCAAGAAUGGCGCGGCAGCAGAAAUCGAGGGCGACGACGAUUUCAAAGUCGACACCACCGAUCCGCGCUUUGGCCGGCUGUUCUCGAGCCAUGAGUACGCCAUCGACCCGACAAAUCCGAAGUUCAAAGGCACAAAGGGAAUGAAGGCUUUGUUGGAAGAGGGACGAAAGAGGAAACACAGUAGGCACAACAAGCUGGAUACUGAUGAGGUCGGUGUAGAGAGGACGACAGAGAAAGGUGCGAAAGACAAAUCUGGCAAAGGGAUGGAGGGUUCCGGACAAGGUGAUGUGAAGAGUCUAGUUGAGAAGAUCAAAAGGCAGAGUAAGAAGUAGGAAAUCAAACCAGAGGUCGAGGUUGAGGAAGCGAAAACUGCGAAUUCAGCUUUGCAACUGCGCUUUGUUCUUGACCUCUCUUAUUUUCAACCUUGAACUUGAGCGCAACGCUCUGGUCAACUUAGC